AUGGCGUCGUCUUCAGCUUCGGCGACGGUGGCGGUGGAGAAGGCAACCAGCGAUCUUCUUCUAGGUCCUGAUUGGACGACCAACAUGGAAAUCUGCGAUUCUGUCAAUUCCCUUCACUGGCAGGCGAAAGAUGUGGUUAAAGCUGUGAAGAAGAGGCUGCAACAUAAGAGCCCUAGAGUUCAACAACUUGCUCUAACGCUUUUGGAGACGCUGGUAAAGAACUGCGGAGAUUAUUUGCACCAUCAGGUUGCAGAGAAGAACGUUUUGGGGGAAAUGGUCAAAAUUGUGAAAAAGAAGGCGGAUAUGCAAGUUAGAGAUAAAAUAUUGGUCAUGAUAGACUCAUGGCAGCAAGCUUUUGGGGGUCCAGAGGGAAAAUACCCGCAAUAUUAUUGGGCGUACGAUGAGUUAAGGCGUUCUGGAGUUGAGUUUCCCCGGCGUUCACCUGAUGCGUCCCCUAUAAUAACACCACCUGUUAGUCAUCCUAUAGUAAGACAGCCUCAGGGUGGUUAUGGAUCACCGCAAGCUGGUUAUGGAGCACCACAAGCUGGUUAUGGACCACCUCCAGCUGGUUAUGGACCACCUCCAGCUGGUUAUGGACCACCUCCAGCUGGUUAUGGACCACCUCCUGCUGGUUAUGGACCAUCUCCAGCUGGUUAUGGAAUGCCUCAAGCGGGUUAUGGAGCACCUUCAGCUGGUUAUGGAGUACCUCAAGCGGGUUAUGGAAUGCCCAGUGGUUCGUCGAGAAGGCUUGAUGAAGCAAUGGCAAGUGAGGUUGAGGGCUUAAGCUUGUCAAGUCUUGAGUCCAUGAGGGACGUGAUGGAUCUUUUGAGCGACAUGCUACAAGCUGUGGAUCCCAGUGACCGUGCGGCUGUGAAAGAUGAAGUCAUUGUUGACUUGGUCGAGCGCUGUCGUUCCAAUCAGAAAAAGCUGAUGCAGAUGCUAACCUCCACUGGGGAUGAUGAACUUUUAGGCCGGGGACUCGAUCUCAAUGACUGUCUUCAAAUUCAGCUAGCUAAGCAUGAUGCAAUAGCUUCUGGUUCUCCUCUGCCAGUCCAAGCUUUGAAGCCGGCUGAUUCAAGCCCAAAGUCUUCUCAAACUAAAGAUUCUAGUUCCGUAGCUGGUUCUAGUUCCCCAAUACCCGCCACUGUUUCUACAGGGAAAAGCCCAAUCGAUGAGGAGUACGAAGAGGAGGAAGAUGAGUUUGCGCAGUUAGCUCGAAGGCAUUCCAAACCACCAGCAUCUGUGGCUACAGACCCCACCAGUUCUGCAAGCAAUGCUCUUGCUCUUGCUCUGCCUGACCCGCCUCCUCCAGUGAACACCACAAAGGAACAAGACAUGAUUGAUCUAUUGAGUAUCACACUCUCUACACCGCCAACUCCACCGCCUCCAUCCUCUCAACCUCCUCCUUCUACUGUCUCAGAUCAAAACACCAACAUUUAUCCGCAGCCUCCACAACAACAGUAUGGUAACUAUGUCGCUCCAUGGGCACAACAACCUCAGCAGCAGCAACAGCCUCAAACACAGCAGGGCUAUCCUCAACCGCAGCAGCAACAGCCCCAAACACAGCAGGGCUAUUCUCAUCCGCAGCAACAGCCUCAAACACAGCAGGGCUAUUCUCAACAGCAACAGCCCCAAACACAGCAGGGCUAUUCUCAGCAGCAACAGCCUCAAAUACAGCAGGGCUAUUCUCAACCGCAAGCACAGUACCAGAUGCAACCGGCAAGUAGACCUCAGAACCCGUAUGAAUAUCCGCCGCCACCAUGGGCUUCAACAUCAGCGAAUGCAUACUACACUCCACGGGCUAAUGCGACAGCGUCAUACACAGAGGCAUCGGCCCAAGCCGGGAGAUCACUUCAGCAAUCCAACUCAUUCCCGACAAGAGCCGGAGAGCCCCAGGCUACUUCAGCUGCAAGCAAUCCAGGUGUCAAUGGAGGACAGAAGCCGUUUGUUCCAUCGUACAGAUUGUUCGAAGAUCUGGAUGUGUUUGGGAGCGCAGACGGGAAGCAUAAUAAGUCUGCGAACAGUAAUAAUGCUUCACAAGGCUUGUCUGGGUCUCAGGCGCAGCAGCAAAGUAUGAUAGGAGGAGGGAGGAAAAUGAUUUAA
This is a messenger RNA of Microthlaspi erraticum, 2103 nucleotides long. NCBI's taxonomy places the organism in Eukaryota, Viridiplantae, Streptophyta, Magnoliopsida, Brassicales, Brassicaceae. The record is from the annotation of a GenBank genome assembly.